Messenger RNA from Thlaspi arvense, 798 nucleotides. Lineage: Eukaryota; Viridiplantae; Streptophyta; Magnoliopsida; Brassicales; Brassicaceae. The record is from the annotation of a GenBank genome assembly.
CCACAACAUCUCACGAACCAGAUCCUCUCUCAUGCCACAUCAGCAUGUGCAAUCUCGAGUCUCGUAGAUUGGUUAUUUCUUCAUCACACAUACUCGACUCAAUUUUGUUUUAAUUUCAUAAGAGAAAACUUGGACAAGAUAAUGGCAGCAAGUGCAUCUCCAAUGGCGAGCCAGCUAAGGAGCAGCUUCUCCUCCACAUCUAUUGCGAGGCGUCUCGCGGUGCCAAAGGGCAUCUCCAGCGCUCCUUUCGGCGUUUCUCCAACUAAGAGAACCUCUUCCUUCACCGUCCGUGCUGUUCAGUCCGAUAAGCCAACAUUCCAAGUGGUUCAACCAAUCAACGGCGAUCCAUUCAUUGGAAGUUUGGAGACUCCGGUGACGUCUAGCCCAUUGGUAGCGUGGUACCUCUCCAACCUCCCGGCUUACCGCACCGCCGUCAACCCUCUCCUCCGUGGUGUCGAAGUGGGCCUUGCCCAUGGUUUCCUAUUAGUGGGCCCAUUUGUCAAAGCUGGCCCAUUAAGGAACACAGCUUACGCUGGCUCCGCCGGUUCUUUAGCCGCCGCUGGGCUGGUAGUCAUUCUCAGCAUGUGCCUGACCAUCUACGGAAUCUCUUCGUUCAAGGAAGGAGAGCCAUCGAUCGCACCGAAAUUGACUUUAACCGGGCGGAAGAAGCAGCCUGACCAGCUUCAGACAGCUGAGGGUUGGGCUAAGUUCACUGGAGGGUUCUUCUUCGGAGGGAUCUCUGGUGUGACUUGGGCUUACUUCCUUCUCUAUGUUCUUGACCUUCCUUACUACGUCAAA